AUGCAGUUGAACAAGUGUAUCCUGGUGUAUCAUGGAGUUUGUCUUUAUCAUUUGAAGCAAAAUCUAAGGACUAAGUUUAGGAGAUUACAUGUGCAUGCCAUAUUUGAAACUGCUUCAAGAGCGUACUCAGCUCAAGAAUAUUAUUCUGCCAUGGCUGAAUUACAGAAAAUUAGCCCUGAAAUGACCACUUAUCUUUUGGAAGCAAAACCAGAAAAAUGGGCUCGGCCAUUCUUUCCGACGAAAAGGUAUAACAUUCUUACAAGUAACAUUGCCGAAUCUAUAAAUGCAGCAAUUGUGCAUGCGAGAGAAUUGCCUAUAAUGUCGUUAAUAGAAGCUAUAAGAGAGAUGCUUCAAAGAUGGUUUUCAACAAGAAAAGAAGCAGCAAUCAACCAAUUUGUUGAGGUGACAAAAUGGGCAAAUGAUGAAAUAGAGAUCAAACUUGAUGUGGCAUUUCGAAUGAAGGUAGAUGCAAUGAAAUCUAGUGUCACAUAUGGUGAUCAAGUGUUUGUUGUCGACUUGGAACAACAUAUGUGCACAUGUAAUGAAUUUCAACUAGAGGGAAUUCCAUGUGCACAUGCUAUUGCAACAAUUGAAAGCAAGUACUUGGACAAGUACAAAUUUUGCUCAAAUUGGUAUAAAAAUUCUGUUUUGAAACAGACAUAUGCAGGAUCAAUUAAUCCUCUUCCAGAUAAAGUUGAUUGGAGUGUCCCAGAUGAAAUUAAAGGAGAUAGCAUGAAAGCUCUAAAAUUCAAAGUAAAACAAGGACGUCCCAAGAAAAAAAGAAUUCCGUCAACAGGAGAAUUUCCCAAGCAUGUUCGAACAGUCAAGUGUGGAAAUUGCGGAACAUUGGGACAUAAUAGAAAGAAUUGUAAAAGCCAACCAAUUCUAAAAGAAGGAUAA
Humulus lupulus (European hop) is the source of this 900-nucleotide messenger RNA. RefSeq lists its product as uncharacterized. Lineage: Eukaryota; Viridiplantae; Streptophyta; Magnoliopsida; Rosales; Cannabaceae. The record is from RefSeq and is a predicted model, not a curated record. The transcript has 2 exons. Bases 1 to 900 code for a protein of 299 amino acids. Gene Ontology annotation, molecular function: zinc ion binding; nucleic acid binding.